GAUCUACUCACCUCACCCCCAGCCUUCCCUAGCCGGACUGCAACCAGGACCCGUCCCUGCUCCUCACCAUCAGCGUCAUUGGUGUCACACUGCUCCUGAUGGCCCUGAAGAGCAUGAACUCCAGAAGGAGACGCCUUAUCACCUUACAAGAUCCUGAAGCCACGUACCCACUGCCCUUGAUUGAGAAAGAGCACAUCACCCACAACACCCGGAGGUUCCGCUUUGGACUGCCCUCGCCGGAUCACAUCUUAGGGCUUCCUGUAGGUAACUAUGUCCAACUCCUGGCCAGAAUUGGUGGUGAGAUGGUGGUCAGGGCUUACACGCCCGUCUCCAGUGAUGAUGACCAAGGCUUUGUGGACUUAAUUAUAAAGAUCUACUUCAAAAAUGUAAACCCCCAUUAUCCAGAAGGGGGGAAGAUGACUCAGUACUUGGAGAACAUGAAAAUUGGGGACACCAUUCUUUUUCGAGGGCCAAUUGGGCGCCUGUUCUACCAUGGGCCAGGGAAUCUUGGAGUCAGACCAGACAAAACGAGCGAGCCUAAAAAAAAACUGGUCGAUCACCUGGGAAUGAUUGCUGGGGGCACAGGCAUUACACCCAUGCUGCAGCUCAUUCGCCACAUCACCAAGGACCCCAGUGACAGGACCAAGAUGUCCCUCAUCUUUGCCAACCAGACAGAGGAGGAUAUCUUGUUGAGAAAGGAGCUUGAAGAGACUGCUAGGACUCACCCAGACCAGUUCAUCCUGUGGUACACCCUGGACAGACCUCCUGUUGGCUGGAAGUACAGCUCAGGCUAUGUUACUGCGGACAUGAUCAAGGAACAUCUCCCUCCUCCUGGGAAGUCCACGCUCAUCCUGGUGUGUGGCCCCCCACCCCUGAUCCAGUCAGCUGCUUGCCCGAAUCUGGAGAAGCUGGGUUAUACCAACGACAUGAUUUUCAUCUACUAACACCUCCCAUGUUCUUAGCAAAUUCGCCUGGCCACUUUCAUCUGAGUUUGGCUUCACCAUGUUAAACUGUUUUCAGAAGUGCCUUGUCACACACCUCUGGGGAACAUACACUGGUGUUCCCCUCCUUUGGGUGUGAGCCUAAGAAGGGUUCAAAGGGCUGGAGGCAAAGUGGCUUCUGAGGCCUCCUUGCUUGGAGGCUGGAAGGAGCUCCAUUUCAGUCUCUUUCUCCUUGGUUUGGUGAAAUAAACUUAAGUACAAAGCAGGG
Molecule: messenger RNA, 1209 nt
Organism: Galeopterus variegatus (Sunda flying lemur)
Lineage: Eukaryota; Metazoa; Chordata; Mammalia; Dermoptera; Cynocephalidae
Product: NADH-cytochrome b5 reductase 2
Exons: 9
Coding region: 99-944 (281 amino acids)
Cellular component (GO): mitochondrion
Molecular function (GO): oxidoreductase activity; FAD binding
Source: RefSeq, a predicted model, not a curated record